AAAUUCUCAGAAAGCUGGCGAGACGGUGAAAAUAAUAACCAUAAGAUAUGUUUUAAUUCCCCCCAACGUGAUACCACUCGAAAAUAAUAAUGUCGUAGGUGUUUUAUACACUAUUUUUUUACGUAUACGUGGAAUGAUACUAAUUUAGCCGUGAGUCAGGUAUCAGGUACGCCCACUUCCGGGAAUGCCAGCGUCACGAGCUUACCUGGGAGCGCAACUCGAGACGUACGACAGAUGGAAAGGCGAAUGCCCGUAGCCAUGUCCACACCGUGGCGUCCCCUGUUCCUCAUGCUGGCUGGAGCUGUUCUGUGUGCAGCAGGUCUGAUGGAACACGACUCGCAGUGCAACAUCACCUGCUCUCAGGGUCUGAAAGGAUGCACAGUUGUUAAUAAGAACUGUGUGCUUCCUCAAUGUGAGGGUGCACUUCCACCUAGCACUUCCACGCCGGUGGAAGUUUUGACUCUCAGUGUGGAACCUGCUAUCUGCGUAAAAAUGCACAAAGUUUGUCUCCUGAUCCAAAUCCAGCUCAGAGUCCUUGCCGAUGACGAUGUCAGUGGAGAAACACCGGAUGAUUCAGAAAAUGAAGACAGUGCUGCUUUAAUCCUGUGCUACAUGUCUGCACCGAAUCUCAUGUCCUGCAAUGAGAUCAGCUUUAUUGUGAAAUCCAACACACGGAAGAACCAAGAAGAACUGGUGAUGGUGGAGGUGCAGGACGGUGUGUACCUGGGCAGCACUGUGACUGUCAUGCUGAACAACAUGUCUGAGAAAGUUCACGUCCCACUGGCUUCCUCAGUGUGUCCUUCUCCUCAUGUAAAGGAAUGUAAAACUCCCAGAAUCUCCCCAAACAUUGACGUGGUCAGAGGAGUGAUGGAGCUGAAAGCAGAGCCCGAGGACCCGGAGGUGCCGCUGCAGCUGUGUGUGAAGAGGAAAGGGAUGACCCUGUGUCAGCUGAGUGAAUGGAUCAUCCCUCUACACGCCGUCACACACUGCAUGUGUUUCCAGGCUUGGAAGCAAAACAAAGAUGAUAAAAUAUCUUUCCGGUCUGAAAAAUGCCCCUUUGAGAAAGAAGAAGGGUUGAGAAGGAACGCGAUGAGGAACGUGUCCCUGUCUGUCCGACACGUGGAGUCAAACGAAGGCCGUCUGGCUCUGAACUGGAACCUGAGUGCCCCCUGCAGGCUGGAGGCUGAGGUGUGGCCAUGCCAGAUGGCUGUGAAUGUUGGAGGAGGCUGCAGGGAAGUGCCGGGAUUCAGAAGGAACACGAGUAUGGGGUGGGAGGAGAACAUCAGCACUGUGUGGAAAUCUGACUCAUUUCUGGACGUUAGAACUACAAACAAUCUGCCCCCCUGUGUGAUGUUUAAAGUGGACGGACAAACGUUCGGCCCCUUUUGUGAGGAUUACACCACUAGGGUGCGCUGGAUCUGCCUGGUGGUUGUCACACUGCUGCUGGUAGUCCUGCUUAUAGUGGCGGUCUUUGUGCUCAGGAUCAGACACAGAGAGUGGCUUUCAAACUCCAUCCCAACCCAUCAGUCCCAAGGUCUCCGUGGUGAAGUGCUGCUUGUGCACUUGUCCAGUUCUGAUCCAUCUUUCUCAGACACCGUGUGCUGGUUUGCUACCUGGCUUUCUGAUCUCGGCUUCUCCGUCUCUCUGGAUCUAUGGAACCAGGCCGAAGUGAGCAAGCUGGGUCCGACCCCAUGGCUGUACUCGCGGCUUCAGCACGUCCAAACGAGUGGCGGCAAAAUCCUGCUGCUGCUCUCGCAUGACGCAGUGCUCCGAGCCAAAACCUACUCUGAGCGCUGGAGCUGUGUGUCGAACGAAGACGACAAGACGAGCAGACCAUCCUGGCUGUGGAACGUCGACGUCUUCAGCUCGGCUCUCAGCUCCCUUUUCUCCGCUCGUCUGCAGGGUGGCGCCACUGAGCACUUCGCUCUGGUGCAGUUGGACACAGAGGCGCUUGAGCUGCCCGAGCUGUUUCAAGGCCUGAAGCUAUAUCAGCUGCCAUCAGAGUCUCAGCGCCUUCUCGCAAAUCUCCAAACCAGGUGUCUCAGAAGCUUUGGCGCUCGGCUCAAGAGGUUCCUGUGGACCUGGAGAGCCUCGGCGAGGCUGGAGAUGAGGCUGAGGAACUGUGGGAAAGAGCAGCGCUCGCGUACCGAGUCCACGCUCACACACGUCAAAUCGCUGAGCGUGGAGGAAGAGACACUCCCUCUUAACUCUACCUCACAGAGCAGGGAUGAAGUCCCGAUCCCAGGUUCAUGAAAUGAAGUCUGUACAAAACGUACAAAUGAAGGAAGAAAACAUUAACACGUCUCAUAUGUUUCUCUUCUGUCAGGAACUCAGUAUCAGUUCCUAAGUGAAGAUGUGUCUGUGCUUUUUCCACCUUUACAGAGUUCAAUAUUUCUAAAUAUUUCUUCCCUCUAAGUGAUACAUGUGAAGUGCCAGAUCUUCAGCAUCCCAAAGACGCUUCAACCAUCGCCUCAGUGACACAGAGACAGUUUUAACGAUUUGGUACAAAAGUUUUAACAUCAGAUCAGCGGAUCCCAAUCUGUUUGUAUUUAUUUGAACAUUAUUUUAUACAUUACCUGUUUGACAGUAUAUCAUAAUUUCAGCAUUCUUCAAAAAUUCAUUGUAUCCCAUGCUUCUGGUCCAUAGAGGAAGUGAGCUGAAAGGCAAUAUUGGGACACAGUAAUGGGAUAAACUCAACAUGUGGAAGUAAGUUUGGAAAUAUAAAAAGGGAAGAGAUUUGUGUGGAAUUUUCACUUCCGCCAGAGCUGAGAUGAACAUGGCAUCCCUCGUCUGCUCCUGGAGCUUUACACAGAAGCUAGUCUAAUGCUAAGCUCAUGGAAAUGUCACAUAUUCUGUUAACUGAUUCAGAGCAGGUCUCCUAGUGACUCGCUGAACACGUGUGCAGCUUGUUGUUGCUGGUCUGGUCUCAGCACUCAUGAGGAUAAGGAGGAUGAUGAGGAUGGACUCUGAUCUUCUGAUCUGAUCAGUAAACACGGGUCUGAAUUUGGGUCAAUUCUCUGCAUUUACUUGUUUUAUUGGAAGGAAAUAAUGCGCACUUUGUCCUGCAGAUGAAAGAUAAUUCAAGUUUUUGAAAAACUGCAAGUCAAGCUACUUCAUAGGACGUACAUAUCUGAGGAGAAAAUAACAAUUCAGCAGACAAGGCUCUGCUCUUUAUCCUCCUGGGGUUUCUGAAAGAUGCAGAGAGAAAGUGGUUGUUUUUUUUGUUUUGUUUUGUUUUGUUUAACAUUUGCGAGAGGAAUCAUGUAAAUGUUGUACCUGUGUAUGUUUAUUCAUAUGGAAACACAUUUAUUGCAUAAUACUGUAUAUAAUCUAUAUGUAAUGUGUCUGAUUUUACACACAGCCACAGUGUCGCUUUUUUUAAAUCUCAAUGUGAUAAAGUUUAGGAUUAAUAAUAAUAUAUUAUUGAAGAACGAUGAAGUGUUUAAUCUAUUAUUUACCUCCUGUUUAUUUAAUA
Messenger RNA from Hemibagrus wyckioides, 3475 nucleotides. It is a transcript of the gene il17rc, whose product is annotated as interleukin 17 receptor C. NCBI's taxonomy places the organism in Eukaryota, Metazoa, Chordata, Actinopteri, Siluriformes, Bagridae. The transcript is spliced from 15 exons. The record is from RefSeq and is a predicted model, not a curated record. Bases 235 to 2253 code for a protein of 672 amino acids. Gene Ontology annotation, molecular function: interleukin-17 receptor activity.